This is a messenger RNA of Zingiber officinale, 697 nucleotides long. RefSeq lists its product as uncharacterized. The transcript has 6 exons. Lineage: Eukaryota; Viridiplantae; Streptophyta; Magnoliopsida; Zingiberales; Zingiberaceae. The record is from RefSeq and is a predicted model, not a curated record. Bases 256 to 531 code for a protein of 91 amino acids.
UGACCCUUGUGUGCCGCCCCUUCUCAAUUUAGAUUCCCAUUCAUCUAACCACACUCAACCUCCUGCCGUUCCUCUCUUUCCUUGCUUCCUUCCUUCCUCUUCUGCCACGCUAUAUUAUGUUGAUGAUUCCCUCUUCUUCCCUCUGCUUCUUCCUCUUCUGUGUUCCCUCUGUUCUCUUGGCUCAAGGUGCUCACUCUUCCUUCCUCCUUCCUUCCGUGUUCGCUUGGCUUUGUUUUGCAGAGGAGGAGAGGGGAGAUGGCUGCCUGCAAUCAAGGGACUAUAGCUUCACAAAGUGAAGAGGUGCUCUUGGAGAAAAGAUAUGGAGGUAUUGCAUCCAAGAAACCAUUAAUCUCAAAGGACCAUGAAAGAUCUUACUUCGAUUCGGCUGACUGGGUCCUGGGCAAGCAAGGGACAAGUGCAAAGUCAAACACUGCUGUUGAAUCUCUCAAGCCCAAGUUGAAGCGCACUCCUCACCAUCAGCUUCCACCCCGAAGGCCGGCUUGCACUACCGGUCUCGAAAAUGCAGAGUAGCUGCUGAUGAAGCCCAUGUCUGUUCUGAGCCAUGGACAAACAAGAAUUACCUUUGUUUCCCACAAGAAACCAAAUGAAUUCAGAGAUUUGUAUGAGAAGUCUUGGAGCUUAUCAUAAUGUUCUGCACAUACUUAAAUCUUCUUAAUCGAUAGUUUAAAGCUUGUCA